AUGGGCCUCCACAGUGAUCCAUUGGACCAGGAAGACCAGGAUGCUAUUAUUCUAGAUGCUAGAAGCGGGGAUCUCGAGUCCUUACAGGACAUUUUCUCAAAUUUGGUAGAUCGCAAGCUGGCGGUGACAUGCAGCGAUGCCGAUACAAAAAGCACACCGCUUCAUAUGGCUGCUGCCAAUGGCCAUGCAGAGGUCAUCGCGUAUCUGGCAUCGCUGGUAGAAGACGCCCAGGAGCGUACCAAAUGGGUCAACACACGCAAUGCCACGGGCAAUACCGCGUUGCAUUGGGCAUCUUUGAAUGGGAAGCUGGAUUGUGUGAAGCUGCUGUGCGACAAGCUUGGAGCCGACCCGUUUGUGCGGAACGAUUUCGACCACGACGCGAUCUUCGAAGCCGAACGAAGCGGCCAUGAGGACGUCGAAACGUACUAUCUCCAGAAAUACGACGUGGAGCCCGAUUCCGAGCCCCAGGAGGGCGCCACGGCAGAUACCGUGCAGUACAAACAGGGUACGGAAAUCGAGCAGGUCACUAAGGACGCUGCUGAGCUUCUGAGGGGUAAAACUGAGGCGUUGAGCCUAAGCGAGAAACAGAAUAAGUCCGAGACGGAGACACAAUAA
Messenger RNA from Lachancea lanzarotensis, 615 nucleotides. RefSeq names its product LALA0S05e07118g1_1 (gene YAR1). The transcript has a single exon. NCBI's taxonomy places the organism in Eukaryota, Fungi, Ascomycota, Saccharomycetes, Saccharomycetales, Saccharomycetaceae. The coding region runs from base 1 to 615 and encodes 204 amino acids. Gene Ontology annotation, molecular function: protein binding. The record is from RefSeq and is a predicted model, not a curated record.